Messenger RNA from Bufo bufo (common toad), 6513 nucleotides. RefSeq names its product DLC1 Rho GTPase activating protein (gene DLC1). The transcript is spliced from 18 exons. Gene Ontology annotation, biological process: regulation of Rho protein signal transduction; actin cytoskeleton organization; signal transduction. Bases 358 to 4905 code for a protein of 1515 amino acids. Gene Ontology annotation, cellular component: membrane raft; focal adhesion. Gene Ontology annotation, molecular function: lipid binding; GTPase activator activity; protein binding. NCBI's taxonomy places the organism in Eukaryota, Metazoa, Chordata, Amphibia, Anura, Bufonidae. The record is from RefSeq and is a predicted model, not a curated record.
UAGUUUCUAGUUUUUCCAUCUUACCCGUUCUUUUCAUACAUGCAUAUUUCUUCAAGGCAGGAAAUACUUUUCUUGUAAUCCAGGCCUGCUUCUCGAGAGGCCCUUUUACACGACCCCUUUUCUGACUUUAGAAGACUGUAGAAGUUUUUUGGGGGAAACUUUUUUUUAACAGAUUUGUAAAUGAUUGUAUGUUCCUGCCAGCAAGAGGGGCUGUUUACAGCAUCAGAAGGAAUCUGCUUGCAAGCCUAACAGCAACCUAUGGCAGCAGCAUAUACAUACCAACUGCUGGUCAUGAAUAGAUGAUACUUCACCCGGUCAACUGCAUAACUCUUCACGGCAUUCCUGUGUUGAAAUCACAUGCUCCUCUGUCUACGAAUCUUAUCUGGUGCUUUACUUUGUGACAUGUCUGUUUCUGUUCGGAAAAAAAGCUGGGAAGAUCAUGUAUCUCAAUGGAUUGGAUUGUCUUCUAACCCUUCUGGUUGUGAUAAAUUGUGUUGCCAUGGAAUUAAAGUAGAUAAUUUAAAAACAGCUAUGGAAGAACAUGGGAAAGAAGAUAUAAAGGAGACAGAGUGUAUUUCAUUAGAGGAUUGUAAUGGUUUUCUUGAUGCUGAAGAAGGGAUCUUCAAGGAAAUAGACGAAAAUGACAACUUAGAUAGAGAAGACCACAGUGCAUCUUCAAACACAAGCAUUGAAACCGUCAUGCCACCUAAUGAAAAAGAACUUAAGAUCAAGAAUGAGGACCGUCUGCCAAACCAGGAUGGAAUUAGUUCCUUGGCUAAGACUUUUCUUGAAGAAGAUAUGAGCAAUACACUUGAAGUUGGCAAUACUAGUGUUGAUGAAGAGGAAGACACAUAUGCAGGAGUUCAAGGUAGAGAUAGUAAUUAUGAGCUCAAAGAUGACAAUGUGAAUGUUUUUGAUGGAAUAUCCUUCAAUGAAAUGUUACAUGGAAAUAUGGAUUUGGAGGAAAUGGAUAUGUCUGGGGAACAGCUGCUAAAUUCUGCUAGAAUUGCACAACAGAGAAGAAAAUCCGAUGGGUCAAAAGUUGUAUAUGAACACAAUAUCUGCAGUGGUGCGUCCACUGAUUCUUGUGAUAGUUUACAUUUUUGUGUAUCUUCGCAUUUGGAAACCAAAGGAGAAACUAGAGGCUAUCAAAAUGUAUCACCUCUCUGCAGAGACACCAAAAGUCAUGAUGAGCCACAUUAUGAGAUGAAUGGUGAUUUGAAUGUCUCACAGGAUGGUUUACAAGGAGUAAGUUCAACAAAUUGUGCCCAGUCUAUUCCCAACCAGGAUAACAUGUCUACCUGUGAAGUGUUGUGUGAUCAAGUUAGACUUCGUAGAAAAAAGAAAUGUAGACAAGGCAGAGAUCCUUCAAGACUGGAUUCUAUGGUGCUGCUAAUAAUGAAACUGGAUCAGCUGGACCAAGACAUAGACAAUGCACUUAGCUCUCCAUCACUGUCUCGGAAAGAGGGUUUCAGUCAGAGAUAUCGCCAAUCCACACAGGUUACAAGGUUUGGUUCUGAAAAUGCACAAGAUAUAUCUCCUCUGUGUCCUCCUCAUCACAGUAUCUCUCAGGUUCAGACAGUAGACUAUGCAUCACCAGCUCAGGUACUCGCCUGUGGAGCAAAACCAAAGGCUUCGGCCCAGCCUGUGAUUUCAGAAAAAGAAAAGGGCGAAAUAGAGGCAAAGGAAGCAUGUGAUUGGUUGCGAGCAGCGGGGUUUCCUCAGUACGCACAAUUAUAUGAAGAUCUACUGUUUCCCAUUGACAUCUCCGCUGUAAAGAAGGACCAUGAUUUCUUGGAUAGAGAUGCAAUUGAAGCCUUAUGCAGGCGACUGAACACUUUAAAUAAAUGUGCGGUGAUGAAGCUGGAAAUCAGUCCAAAUAGAAAGAAGAGUGACGAUUCAGAUGAAGAUGAACCUUGUGCAAUUAGUGGCAAAUGGACGUUCCAGCGGGACAGUAAGAGAUGGUCGCGAUUGGAAGAAUUUGAUGUGUUUCAAGGACAUAAACCAGCACUGGGUGACAGCCAUCAGCUGGGAAAUGCUAUAAGCCAGGAUAGCAUACUCACAGACCUGAGUGAGCACCAAGAAGUUUCAUCAAUCCACAGUACCAGCAGUGACAGUCAAAGAGCACAUGUUUCAAGCGAGGCAGGCACUACAAGAACAAACUCAGUCAACAGUGUUUGUUCAUCUGGAAAUUUUUUUGCAAAUGAUGACUCAUUCAGUAGCCUUCCGUCUCCUAAGGAACUUUCCCAUUUUAACUUUAAUAUCAAAGCAAAUGAAAAAAACUCAAGGUCUAGAACCAAGAGCCUUCUCAAAAGAAUGGAAAGUUUAAAGAUCAAAACUUCUCAAAGCAAAAAGAAAUCUCAGUCCAAAACAGGCCUGACAAUCAGUGAACCUAUCUUACAAGAAGGGGUCGAUGAUGAUAAGCUAAAGCAACUGAACUGUGUGGAAAUAACUUCUCUGAAUGGAAAUCAUAUUAAUGCCCCCAAAGUGCGCAAGAGGAGCAUAUCAAACUCCACACAGACCAGCAGUAGUAGUAGUCAAUCAGAAACAAGCAGUGCAGUCAGCACACCAAGUCCAGUUACAAGAACACGGAGCCUAAGUGCUUGUCACAAGAGGGUUGGAAUGUACUUAGAAGGUUUUGACCCCUUCAACCAGUCAACUUUUAGUGAUGUUCUUGAACAAAACUUUAGGAACCAGAGGAAUUUUGGUGAUGAUGCUGUGUUUUUUAUCCCCGAGGACCACAAGCCUGGAACAUUUCCAAAAGCACUUUCAAAUGGUAACUUGUCCCCAACAGACAGUAGCCCUUCUGUGAGCUGGAGAAAUGGGAGUUUUCAUGCACAUGACCACCUCAGCUUCACAAGGGAAAACAGUGUCAGCAGUGUUAACAGCUGCAAAAGUUCUUUCACUAGAAGGAGACGCACUUCUUGUUGUUCUGAAGGAAGCCGGUUGAGUAUCUAUGACAAUGUGCCUGGCACAUUCUUGUACUCCAGUAAUGGUGGCUUGACUGAGCUGGAACAUGAGGACAUUUUCCCAGAACUGGAUGACAUAUUGUACCAUGUCAAGGGAAUGCAGAGAAUUGUAAAUCAAUGGACAGAGAAAUUUUAUGAUGAAGAUUCAGAUUCAGCUCUAGACUCUGUGUCUCCUUGUCCUUCCUCUCCCAAACAGAUACACUUAGAUAUUGAUAAUGAUUGCAGUGCUCUUAGUGAUUUGGACAGCACAGGGAACUCUUUGAAUGAUUGUGAGGAGACAACAGUUAUCCAAGGAAGAAGAGACUCUGGAGUAGGCGCAUCCUUGACCAGAUCCAAUAGGCAUCGGUUCAGGUGGCACAGCUUUCAAAGCUCCCAUCGGCCCAGCUUAAGAUCUGCCUCAUUGCAAAUCAAUUGCCAAUCGGUGACUCAGAUCAACUUGCUGCAGAAAUAUUCACUUUUGAAGCUGACUGCUCUCCUGGAGAGGUACACCCCGUCCAACAAACAUGGGUUCAGCUGGGCUGUGCCAAAGUUUAUGAAGCGUGUUAAAGUUCCAGAUUACAGAGACAAGAACGUAUUUGGAGUUCCUUUACCCGUUAAUGUCCAGAGAUCUGGUCAGCCGCUUCCACAGAAUAUACAGCAAGCUAUGCGAUAUCUGCGCAGUCAGUGUCUGGAUCAGGUGGGAUUGUUUAGAAAAUCGGGAGUCAAAUCCAGGAUCUUGGCUUUACGGGAGAUAAGUGAGAACAGUUCUGAUCCUCUGAUGUAUGAGGGACAAUCUGCAUAUGAUGUGGCUGAUAUGUUAAAGCAGUAUUUCAGGGACCUGCCAGAGCCACUUCUCACCAACAAGCUCUCAGAAACGUUCCUUCAGAUCUACCAGUAUGUUCCAAAGGACCAGCGUCUCCAAGCUAUUAAAGCUGCUAUUAUGCUUCUGCCCGAUGAAAACCGAGAGGUUCUCCAAACUCUCUUAUUCUUCCUGAGUGAUGUGGCUGCAGCUGUGGAUGAAAAUCAGAUGACACCAACCAACUUGGCCGUCUGUUUAGCACCUUCAUUAUUCCACCUAAAUACCUUAAAGAGAGAAAACUCCUCUCCAAGGGUAAUGCAAAGGAAGCAAAGCUUGGGAAAGCCUGAUCAGAAAGAUCUGAAUGAAAACCUUGCUGCCACCCAAGGCCUGGCACAUAUGAUUGCCGAAUGCAAAAAGCUCUUCCAGAUUCCUGAAGAAAUGAACAAAUGUCGCAAUUCUUAUACGGAACAAGACCUGAGGCCGGUGUGCCUGGAGGAACUAGUCAACGGAAAUGCUGAGAGCCAGUGUGAUUAUCAGUCGUACCUUCAAGAGGGCAUUGACAGUUUACUCAAAGAGGCCAAGGACAAGUUUAAAGGCUGGGUCAGCUGUUCCACAUCUGAACAGGCCGAUCUUGCCUACAAAAAAAUUCCAGAUGGCCCUCCACUACGACUAUGGAAAAGCACUAUAGAGAUCCCGGCCCAACCAGAAAUUGUUCUUCAGCGUCUACUGAAGGAGCAACACAUGUGGGAUGAGGAUCUCCUGGAUUCAAGAGUUGUUGAGACAUUAGAUGAACAGACUGACAUUUAUCAAUAUGUCCAAAACAACAUGGCUCCACAUCCAGCCAGAGACUUUGUUGUCUUAAGAUCCUGGAGAACCAAUCUACCCAAAGGAGCCUGUGCUCUUCAGACCACAUCUGUUGAACAUGACCAAGCUCCUUUACUUGGUGUGAGAGUCAAUGUGCUUCUGUCCAAAUACCUCAUUGAGCCUUGUAGCACAGGGAAAUCCAAGCUCACUUACCUGUGCAGAGCAGAUAUGAGGGGCCACAUGCCAGAAUGGUACCAUAAAGUUUUCGGACAAUUGUGUGCAGCUGAAAUUGUAAGGAUUCGAGACUCUUUUACCAAUCCACAAAGUGAAAGUAAUAAUGGAAAAUCAAGGUGACAAACCUAGGAACUGUCACCCAGAGUUUGGAGCGAAUCAUCCAUCCUUAGGAAGAAGACGAGGAUCCCACCUUUUGGACCUCUUCUUUGUAUGUUGUGCCGUCAUUUGUUAUUUAGGACUGGUUAUAUGCAAGAUUUGAAGCUGCUUUACAUCCACAUGGUGCUUAAAGCCCUGGACUGGAAUUACUCAUCCUGUAGACUCUCAACUUCUAUCGUCAUAUAUGUUUUAUUACAUAUCAACUGAAUUGGCUUCUGAGAAGCAAAAAUACUUUAUUGGAAAGACGUAUUGUGUAGACUUAGAAAACAAAAGCCACAUUCCUUAAUGCUGUUCAUGUAAAUCAUCAUCCUGGUUCCUGGGGACUGGUGUAUCCACUGGAAUAAUUGGUACUCAUUCUUUUAUUCUGUAUAGGUAUCUAUAUACUUUUAUUUUCCAGAGAUAUUUGCACAGUGAAGAUGUGUGAAUGAGUUUUGUCCUUGUGAUCUUCAUCGUCGUCAAGUGUCUGGUACACUGACAGCAUGUAAUGGAUUUAUACUCAGGUUUAGUUCAAGUGGUCAACAAAUCUUACCAACCUAUUCUUAAUGUAUAUUAUGUCUAUCCCAGGUUUGCCGACCUGUCAUUGUACAGGUAGUCUCUUCUGGAGAACAUCAACUAGACCCUACAGCAAAACCAUUUAAGCCUUCCACUCAAAUAUUGUCAAUCACUCUUCACACUAGACAAGCAUCCUCUUCUAUGUUAUAGAAAGACAGAUAUUAUACACCUCAUUGAGAUACAGUAUAUAUGCUUUAAUGUUCAUAACCUAUAAGAUUAAGUUCAGACAAUGUGCCUCAUGAGGCAACAGAGUAAUUUAAAUGAUUAUUUAAAUACUUCUACUGUGGUGAUCCAUGGUUUCCAUUUAGAAGCCAGAUACUGCUUGUAUAUAUUUAAGAGCAUAGUCCCUGCCCAGUGCAGAUACUUUUCAAUGACAAUCGUAGGCAGCAAAGACUUCUUUGGUAGGUGGUUAAUGCAGUGGGUGUCAAGGGUCCAGUCACUGCCAUGCAAUGAGAUGAGCCUAUGGCACCCAGAAGAUAUAGGAGGUCUCUUUAAAUAGAUUUGUUACAGUAUGGAGGAGGAAACUUGGAAGUUCUUAGAGGUAAAUGAAUUGAAUGCCGUCUGUAAGGAGAAAUUUUUUGAAUGAAAGUGAUGAAAGAUUGUUUUGUUACCGUUGUCAGUAUUAUUUUAUAUGCUUUGCAAUGAAGAAUCUCUUUAUGUAACAGUCGUAAUAAUAGUGUUCUCAUUAUCAGUGUUUCCACGUAUUCCAUUAAAUAUAUAAAGCUUGUAUAUUCAUUGUAAUCUUCGUGAUUGUAAAAAUGUGUCACUGUACAUACCACUUUAAUGUAAUGUAAUGCGUAUGGUUCCAGAUAGCAACUGCAUGGCGAACUUAAUUAUUUAAUGUAUACUUGUAUUUAUACCUCAGUUUUUAUUUUUUUCAGUAUCUGGAUGCAUUCCCUUAAUUUUACAUGUGCUAAACAUGAUAAAUAUCAAAAAAACUAAAGAGCUUAGAAAAUAGAUUUAUAUAUUGAUGCAUAUGUCUUAUCGAAAUAUAGCCAAGUGCACUAUUAAAUGUCUCAA